CAACGAGUAGCUCCACCAACCAACUCACUUUCGAACUACCUGCCUAGAAUGCACGCGACACCAAUGAAGGCAGGAAGCCUGAAGCGAGCCAAGCCACUGGCGCUUCCUGUGAGCGUGGCAUGGAUGGAGCACUUGGCUCUGGACAUGACCACGUGCGCCAACAAAAAAAUCAGCCUCGUCAAGCGCAACAACACACUUUACGAGCUGCAGCUGACGUACACGCCCGAAAAAAGCCGAAAGCCCGCAUGGUGGACCGUAUCGCGCACGUUCGACGAGUACCGCGCACUGCAGCGACGACUGGUCAGGGCGCUCAAGCCCGGCCACAAGUGCAAUGCCGAGUGCAAGUGGCUGCUCAAUGUAAUCAAGAACCACUUCCCCAAGGCCUCGCUAUUCUGCAAGAACUGCCCCAGUACGGUUGAGAGCCGACGACUGUCCCUACUGCGUCUCAUUGCAACCGUCAAGGCCUCACUCAUCAACCACGGUAACCUCGGGUGUGCCAUCCUCCGCGACCAGGUUAGCAAGGAGUUUUCAACCUUCCUGCUUGCCGACUGCAAGGACGUGACUGUGCAGCAACUCAAGCGCACGGCGUCCGUCUUGACCUCGAUUUCCACGGAUUCCACUGAAUCCACGACGUCGUCACCUGAUGUGGUGAUUGAGGAUGAGAUCACGUCGUCGAUGGUGUCAUUUACUUCUGACGAGGAGAAUCUAGUGCUAGACUUUGAGUUCGACGACGACUUUGCCGACUUUGAGUGCGACCUGUGUGGACUCAGUCUGGAUGCGCUGGAGGAGACCGCCACAUCGCCCUACUGUACCACAGCCACGUUCGACUGCGGCCACCAGUACCAUGACGUGUGUGUGCUGCUAGCACUUGGCGAGGAAUUCAAGUGCCCACUGUGCCAGUAAAACAAGCAGGGCAAUGCAGUGUUCAAAUAGAUGAUAACUAUGAUAAUGUAAACGACAGAUGCGCAACAUCAGUAGUUCCCGAACUUUUUCUGGGGCAAGCAGUAGUGUUCUCCCGCGUCGUGUACUCCGAUCCAAUACAUUGUCGAUGAAGCGCAAACCAUGAGCGUCAGCAUACCGUUACCGAG
Phytophthora nicotianae INRA-310 is the source of this 1088-nucleotide messenger RNA. RefSeq lists its product as hypothetical. The coding region runs from base 49 to 903 and encodes 284 amino acids. Lineage: Eukaryota; Oomycota; Peronosporomycetes; Peronosporales; Peronosporaceae. The record is from RefSeq and is a predicted model, not a curated record. Gene Ontology annotation, molecular function: phosphatidylinositol binding. The transcript has a single exon.